CCAGCAGUUGCCAAGUGCUGCGGACUCUCUGUGUGCCUCUGCAGGUCGUGCUGUUAAUUCAGUCGGAAAGAAGAAACUGCCAAAUUACAGUGAUCAUCGUUCAUUUACCAGUCGCUAUCAUAAUAGUGGAUUUCGUAAUAUUUAAGAAGGAGACAUUGCCACAUUGGACACAGCAGAACCAGAGACUGAAGGGUCACACAUCAUCCUCAUACGCCACGAGGGUCGAGUGUCAGAGCUCAGAGCAACAGCAUGGGUUCGUGGUUGCACAAAGCAGCAGAGAGCGGGGACGUGAUAGACCUGCAGGAAUUGCUGGAUGCGAUGGUGGACGUGAACCACCGAGACGAGUACGGGCAGACUGCUCUCCACAAGGCUGCGGGGAGAGGCCACGAGGAGGCCGUCGCGCAGCUACUGAGGGCUGGUGCUGACCCCAGUCCCCGCGACAACAGGGGCAGGACGCCACUGCACCUGGCAGCCAGGGAGGGUCACGAGCGCGCUCUCGGGUUCCUGCUCAGGGCAGGAGCAGACGUCCGGGCCACUGACAGCUGGGAGAGGACUCCUCUGCACCUGGCUGCGAAGGAAGGGCGCGAGAUCGCUGUCAUGUGGCUCCUCGUCCUGGGGGCGAACUCUGGCGCCGCAGACAACUGGGGCAGGACGGCCCUGCACCUGGCGGCCAAGGAGGGCCGCGAGACGACGGUUAAGUGCCUCCUCGAGAUGGACGCCGACCCCAGCGCCCGCGACAACUGGCACAGGACUCCCCUCCACCUGGCGGCCAAGAACGGGCACGUGGAGUGCGGCAGUCGCCUGCUGGCUGCAGGGGCUAGCCUCAGAGUCAGCGACAACUGGGGGAGGACCCCUCUGCACCUGGCGGCGAGGGAAGGCGCCGACCGGAGCGUCCGGUGGCUGAUCCGGUACGGUGCCGUUGUCGACGCGAGGGACGACUGGGAGCGGACGCCACUUCAUCUGGCGGUCAUAAACAGGAGAGAGGCAGCUGCCGUGUACCUCCUGCGCAGGGGAGCUGAUCGUAGAUUGCAGGACAGGUGGCAGAGUACACCUGAGGACUUGGCCAACGGCGAUGAAACCUUUGCUCUUAUGAUGGUUGUCGUAGAGGAAAAUGAUGAUAUGGAUUUUAUGGACGGUAGCGAACAUGAUUUUGAUGGGGAAGACCUCACUGACCCUUGUUUCAGUUAGCCAUACUAAAUGAUUAUCAGAUGCAGGUGUCCCCUCUGUAAGUGCCUGGAUGAAUUGAUUCUCUGGUGAGAAAGAAGCAAAAUCGUACUAAUCCCAACAGCACUUAGCAAUAUUACAGCAUUCUGAUGAUCAAAACAAACUCCGUUUGAAAAAUGAAUUGUAUGCUCAUCCACACACGAUGCAGAAGCACUAAUUUAACGUGUUCUGAUGGAACAUGCCUCCAUCAUCAAUAAUAUCUACACACAGGAAACUUCAUUGCACGGAAUGCAUGCCGCGCGGGAUUAGCCGAGCGGCCUAACGCGCUGCAGUCAUGGACUGUGCGGUUGGUCCCAGCGGAGAUUCGAGUCCUCCCCCGGGCAUGGGUGUGUGUGUUCAUCCUUAGGACAAUUUAGGUUAAGUAGUGUGCAAGCUUAGGGACUGAUGCCCUUAGCAGUUACGUCCUGUAAGAUUUCACACACUUUUGAACAUUUGAACGUAAUUCAUCCAGAAAUCACCAUCCAUGCAAAAUCAUUGCAGUUAUGUACAUAAAAAAACAUAAAAGUCAGUAAAAAGGGCGAAGGUCCUGUGUCGAUGGGUUACAUUUUAGAUAUGGUUACCAAUCAAGUGACCACAAUUUCUUUUUUUGCUUUGUGUUUCUUAAUCUGUUUUUCUGCAACCAUUGACAUAACUACGAUGACUUUGCGUGGGUGGGAGACUUCAAUUGUAUUCCAUGCAAUAAAAGUGCUUAUGUGAGGAUAUUUCUGGUGAUGAACACAUGUUCCUUUGAAAUGCAAUAAUUUAGUGCUUCUGCGUCAUGUAUAUCUUCACCUACAUUUUAUUUUUCAAGUUGACCUCGCAGCUGGUGAUGGAUCAACUAAGAAAUAAAUAAAUAACUUUCCGCUUAUGACUAGUUUAACGCUAUGAAAAAUGCAGUACAGCUGGUUGUAAUGUGCCUGCUAUUCCCCAUCCCUUAUCCUUCCUUGAGUAACACCUUCACUCGAACAUCAGUCAGAGACCUCACUAGGCAUGCAAAUAAUCCUAAUGUUGUUUGGCUCUCACCACAUAUCAUACAUUAUAUUUUAGUGUCCCUACCAUCAUUUCAUUAAGAAACUGCAUGGGGUAAUAGCUACCAACAUACUAAAAUUUCGUAACCCCUCUGAGAACUUCAGACCCAAUAAUCUGUGGUUUGGCGUUCAAUCGCUGGAGUGUUCAGAGCUUACUGGCUGGACAAAAUCGGUCACUGUGUAUUUAAAAAACUGUAGGUGACCAGAAGACAGAGUAAAUAUUCGUUAGGAACUACAUAAAAGCAAUGCGACUACAAAAUGACAAAUAUUCUUUCACUUAAAUGCACUCCUUGUCCAAUUAUGAAAGAACGCUACCUUUACUGCCACACUUACAAAUACUAGUACAGUGACCCCCCCACCUCUAUCAAAAACUCUGCUAUUCAAUUCCUUAUUACUACAUCAACCACUACACCAAAACGCCUUAUUUUUCACACAUCUCCUCUUGUAUAUUAAAGACUGAAUCUUUCAGUGUCUUAUGUUUUUGUUGGUCAGACAGCUGCUCAGUGUCCAUAUUUGCACUAGCUUAAUACUUCUUCCCACGCUUCCUACACUUUCACUCCCACUGAACACAUUCAGCAAGUGUCACUUUCUAUCUCUUCAUCUCCAAAUACAUUUUCCAUUUUCUUCACGAAUUGCCAGCUUCUCACUCAUACCGUGAAACUACCCUGUGGGCUGUCUCGUAAUUGUUAAUUACAAUCUUCUAGUAUUGGAUUACCUGUUCUUCUAUCUUCAAAACUUUUAAGACACAUCCUUCGGAGACAAACUGGUCAAUCUCAACCACAAUCGCCUCAGUAUAUAAAAGCCCUAAGUAAGUUAUUGGUUUGCUUUCAUAGACAAUAUCUGGUGUCCAACAAUAAAACUAUCUUUUUGUGUGAUAUUGUUAUGUAACUAGCCUGCAAGAUGUGCAUAAUCGGAAAUGUUGAGCAUUAUGUGAAGCUAACUAAAAACAACAACAAAAAAUAUAAUAAAAUAUAUGUAAGUUAUAA
This is a messenger RNA of Schistocerca cancellata (South American locust), 3217 nucleotides long. Its product is annotated as 26S proteasome non-ATPase regulatory subunit 10-like. The transcript is spliced from 3 exons. Gene Ontology annotation, molecular function: protein binding. Bases 250 to 1188 code for a protein of 312 amino acids. The record is from RefSeq and is a predicted model, not a curated record. Lineage: Eukaryota; Metazoa; Arthropoda; Insecta; Orthoptera; Acrididae.